GGUCGCAGGGUGGGCGGGGCCCGGAAGCGGCGGCGGCGGCGGCGGCGGCGGUGGCGGAGCGGGGACUGUGGGGCCGGUCAUGGCUGCGAACCUGAGCCGGAAUGGGCCGGCGCUGCAGGAGGCCUACGUGCGAGUGGUCACCGAGAAGUCCCCGACUGACUGGGCUCUCUUCACCUACGAGGGUAACAGCAAUGACAUCCGUGUGGCCGGCACUGGAGAGGGGGGCCUGGAGGAGAUGGUGGAGGAGCUCAACAGCGGGAAGGUGAUGUACGGCUUCUGCAGGGUGAAGGACCCCAACUCCGGUCUGCCCAAGUUUGUCCUCAUCAACUGGACGGGCGAGGGUGUGAACGAUGUGCGGAAGGGAGCGUGCGCCAACCACGUCAGCACCAUGGCCAGCUUCCUGAAGGGGGCCCACGUGACCAUCAACGCGAGGGCCGAGGAGGAUGUGGAGCCUGAGUGCAUCAUGCAGAAGGUGGCCAGAGCCUCAGGUGCCAACUAUGCCUUCCACAAGGAGAGCGGCCGUUUCCAGGAUACGGGCCCUCAGGCCCCGGUGGGCUCUGUGUACCAGAAGACCAACGCCAUAUCUGAGAUCAAAAGAGUUGGCAAAGACAGCUUCUGGGCCAAAGCAGAGAAAGAGGAGGAGAACCGCAGGCUGGAGGAGAAGCGGCGGGUGGAAGAGGAGCGGCAGCGGCUGGAGCAGGAGCGUCGGGAGCGGGAGCUGCGCGAGGCCGCCCUCCGGGAGCAGCGCUAUCGGGAGGAGCAGGGCAGCGAGGCCGGGCCCCAGAGCAGGAAGAGUGAGCAGCAGGAAGUGGUUUCAAGGAGCCGAGAGGAGCAGGAACCGGUCAGCCAGCCAGCACACCCACGUGAGAUUUUCAGGCAGAAGGAGAGGGCCAUGUCCACCACAUCCAUCACAAGCCCCCAGCCAGGCAAGCUCAGGAGCCCUUUCCUGCAGAAACAGCUCACCCAGCCAGAGACCCUCCGCAGCCCGGAGCCCACUCAGGCCUCCUCGAGGCCCAGGGCAGAUGUCCACGAGGACCUGGCGCCUAGCCCUCCACAGUGUGCAGUGCAGGCAGAAGAGGAGGCUGUGUACGAGGAGCCUCCAGAGCAAGAGACCGUCUAUGAGGAGCCUCCGAUGGAACAGGUGCCACAGCAAGAUGCCGGCUCUGAGCACGUGGACCACUACCCGGGGCUGAGUGGCAAAGGGCUCUGUGCGCGGGCCCUGUACGACUACCAGGCAGCUGAUGACACGGAGAUCUCCUUCGACCCCGAGAAUCUCAUCACGGGCAUCGAGGUGAUCGACGAGGGCUGGUGGCGUGGCUAUGGUCCGGACGGCCACUUUGGCAUGUUUCCUGCCAACUACGUGGAGCUCAUCGAGUGAGGGUCCUCUGCUGCUGGCUGCGCCGAGGCCAUCCUACCUUUCCCCCCCACGCGUGCUUCUCUUACUGCCGGGGAUGUGACGUGCGUGCUGCGAGAGCCACACGGCACUCCUCUGGGCAUGGGACCCCCCUGCAAAGAAGACAAGCCCUUGGGAUCUCUCAGACUAGGGUGCUCAGCCUGUCACUCUAGAUGCAGCAAUACCCUGUGAUCCCCAAACGUGCUCUGGCUGCUGUGGGCCCUCCCAGACAGCCUGGCCUUUGACCCCCGCGGAGGACAGGAAGCCGUGGUGUGACCUCGCCGGGCGGUCUGAGCAGGGGCCUUUGCCUUGUGGUUCCUCUCCUCCUGGCCCUAAGGGAUGGUGGCUUUGGCUGGUAGCAAUCUUCGGGAACAGUGA
Messenger RNA from Mustela erminea (ermine), 1771 nucleotides. It is a transcript of the gene DBNL, whose product is annotated as drebrin like. Lineage: Eukaryota; Metazoa; Chordata; Mammalia; Carnivora; Mustelidae. Bases 80 to 1378 code for a protein of 432 amino acids. Gene Ontology annotation, molecular function: actin filament binding. The record is from RefSeq and is a predicted model, not a curated record. Gene Ontology annotation, cellular component: postsynaptic membrane; site of polarized growth; dendrite. The transcript has 13 exons. Gene Ontology annotation, biological process: postsynaptic actin cytoskeleton organization; regulation of actin filament polymerization; neuron projection morphogenesis.